This is a messenger RNA of Neurospora tetraspora, 1125 nucleotides long. RefSeq lists its product as uncharacterized. The record is from RefSeq and is a predicted model, not a curated record. Lineage: Eukaryota; Fungi; Ascomycota; Sordariomycetes; Sordariales; Sordariaceae. The transcript is spliced from 6 exons. Bases 1 to 1125 code for a protein of 374 amino acids.
AUGGGGCAAAAACAAUAUUGCAACGAACCUUUCCAAACCCAAUCUAAGUUGGACAGACACUACACAUCCCAGAGGCACCAGAACAAAGUAGCUGGUAUUAUUCCGAACGAAAAUUCGGAAUUCCAUUGCGGUAUUUGCAACACUCCAUUCAAGAACGCCAAAGCUUUACGCGAACACCGGAGAGGAAGCAAAGUGAUGGAAGAAGUGAUGGAAGAACGGAUUCAAGUUGACUUACCCGAGCUCAUGGGAAACCGCUCUGCCGUGGCAGAGAGCCAUCACGGCGCCCAUUACAUUAACAGAGCUGGCCCAAUUAUUAUAGAAAUCGGCAAAUCGCAUUCCUCUCAUCGCUUGGAGCUAAAAGUUGACGACUCCUGCCUCGUACAACGCGACGCCCAUCAUCGUAGUUCCGAUGCUUGCGGCCGAGCCGACGAUGGUGUCGAGGGUCGAAAGGGCCACAAGGCUCGAGUAGAAGCCGUAGGGCAGGAUGGGCUUGAAGGUGUGGUUGGAGGCGGCGUUAAGGUUGUCGAUUCUGGUGAUGCUUCCGGAGGUCUUGGAGGGGAGUGGUCCUCGAGCGAAGUGACGAAUUGCGUUUUUCUCGAUGCCCUUUCGUCUCAUCCUCUUGAGAUCAUUUGCGCCGUCUUUCUCUGUGUCUCCAUGCCCCCAGUCACCAGCACCAUUCAUACCUCUAUCUUGUCAAAGGAAGCUGAAGACAAGCACUGUCGAGAGCCUCAACCUGGAACCUCGCACACGACUUCACAGAGUAUUCUUGUGUGGCUCAAAAUCCUUCUUUCCUUCCAAAACUUCUUCUCUACUCCAUCAACCUCCUCACAACCUGCCCUGUCCUUGCAACCUCACGGCAUCACGGCAAAUCAAUACUGUCAAUUCUCAACCCCUUGCUCGCCAAGCUUGUCUUACUACCUGUCGUUCGUCGCACCACCUGUCACCAUGGAGGACACUGAGAUGCACUCAGCGCCUCCCCGCAACAAUCCCAUGGACAGCCUUGACGAGUGGAUCACCAACUACAGCGAUCCCGACGGCAGUCUUCGCACUCUGGCGCAAGAUUGCACGAUGGCUCCCCUCACUUUGGAGUCAGACCUGCGUUUCCCUGCCCGGCCCAGUCGAUAA